UUGUCCUAUUGAGGUUAUGCGCCAUAUUGGCAGUCUCCUCCAUCUCGCCAAACGUCGAGCAUGCAUGUCUGUAACCGGUUAUUGAGGAGAUAUCUUUAAACAUUUGCAGUCACCUACGAGCAACACUAUGGAGGCCGUCAAAUCAUUUAACAAUGAGCUGUACUCAUUGAAUGAGUACAAGCCACCCAUAUCCAAGGCCAAGAUGACCCAGAUCACCAAAUCUGGAAUCAAAGCUAUAAAAUUCUACAAGCAUGUUGUCCAGAGUGUGGAGAAGUUCAUCCAAAAGUGCAAACCAGAAUACAAGGUGCCCGGCCUUUACGUGGUGGACUCCAUCGUCAGGCAGUCGCGUCACCAGUUUGGCAUGGAGAAGGACGUUUUUGCUCCACGCUUCAGCAAGAACAUCAUCGCCACGUUCCAGCACCUCUACCGCUGCCCUUCAGAUGAUAAGAGUAAGAUAGUGCGAGUCCUGAACCUGUGGCAGAAGAAUGCGGUCUUCAAGAGUGACAUCAUCCAGCCUCUGUUGGACAUGGCGGCAGGGAUCGCCCCGCCCAUCGUCACUCCCAUCAUGCCCAGCAGUGCUUCUCAAGUCAAUAACACAACACCUGGUAGCCCAGCUACUCCUGCGACCCCCGCUAACAUCGUGCAGGGUCUGCCUGACUGGGCCUCCCAGAUUAACAACACAGACACAGUGGCUGCUGUGGCACAGAUCCUACAGAGUCCCCAGGGACAGCAGCUGCAGCAGCUGGUGCAGAGCCUCCAGAUGCAGCAGCAGAAGCCGCAGCCCUCCCUGCUGCAGGCCCUGGACGCAGGCCUGGUGGUGCAGCUGCAGGCUCUGACAGCCCAACUCACUGCUGCCGCUACUGCCAACAGCAUGAACCCCCUGGAGCAGAGGGUCUCCUCUUUUAAUAAGAAGCUGCUGGGUCCUUUUGAUUUUGGGAAUGAUUCUGAUCGCGGUGACGAUUCUAAAAAGGAAUCCUCGUCAUCUCAGAUGCCCAUGGUGUCGGAGCCCAGCUCCCUCUUCCAUCAGCUGGCCGAGCAGCUACAGCAGCAGAACCUGGAGCAGUUUCAGAAGCAGCUUUUAGAGCACCACCAACAGAAGGCGAUGAGCAUGGAAGGUCAGGACUCCAUCUUCGGCCAUGAGAACUCAAAUGCUCAGAGCGGCAGCCAGCAACAGCUUUCUGAACAGGACAACAAGCUGGAUGACACCAUAGACAACCAACAGCAGGACAUGGAUCUGGACGAGGGCCCAGAUGGUAUGGAGGAGGAUACGUUUGAGGCAGAGGAGAAGAAGAUUGUAAGCACGCGCUCCAGAACACGCUCAAGGUCACGAUCUAGGUCUCCCAAGAGGAGGAGGUCCAGGUCUCGCUCCGGCUCACGGAAGCGCAAACACCGCAAGCGAUCCCGCUCACGCUCCAGAGACCGCAAGAGGAAGUCCUCCCGGUCUUACUCGAGUGAGAGACACGCCCGCGAGCGAGAGAAGGAGCGGCAGAAGAAAGGACUACCUCCCAUCCGGUCGAAAACUCUCAGUGUGUGCAGCACGACUCUGUGGGUGGGACAGGUGGACAAAAAGGCGACUCAGCAAGACCUCACCAACUUAUUUGAAGAGUUUGGCCAGAUUGAGUCUAUAAAUAUGAUCCCGCCCAGAGGCUGUGCCUACAUCUGUAUGGUCCACAGACAGGAUGCAUAUCGCGCUCGCCAGAAGCUCAGCACUGGCUCCUUUAAGAUAGGCUCCAAAGUCAUCAAGAUUGCAUGGGCUCUGAACAAAGGGGUAAAGCAGGAGUACAAGCAGUUUUGGGAUGUGGACCUGGGUGUCACCUACAUACCCUGGGAGAAGGUGAAGCUGGAUGACCUGGACGGCUUUGCUGAGGGAGGAAUCAUCGACCAGGAGACUGUUAAUGAUGAGUGGGAAGCUGCCAAGAAUGCAGAGCCCGUCAAGGAAGUAAUAAUUCAGCCAGCCAGCGUUGAGACUCCAGCGGUGUCUAACACACACACUGAGAGCUACAGCCAGCAGGCCACCAUGAUGCCUGUACAGCUCCCAGUGGCCCAGCCUGUUCCCAGUGCUGUGGGUUUGGUGCCUCCUAACUUCCCUGUCAGUAUGGGUAUCCCCCCCCCAGGCUACGGGCCUCCACCACCCUUCAUCAGGGCCGGCUUCAAUGCCUCGCAGCCUCCGCCAGGUUUUAUGCAGGCAGCACAGACCGCAGCCAUGAAUGCCGCAGCUAAUGCUCUGGUGCAGCCUUCAGUGCUAAACAGCCAAGAUGCUGUCAAGGAUUCUCCGUUCAGUGCCAUGAUUCCUCCGGCCGGCUUCAUGGCCUCUAUGUUCCACCAAGUCCAGCAAGCAACCAAUGAAAAACCAUUGCAGUCUGCAGACGGUAUGGAUGCUGCAGCAGAGCUUACGCUGCAAGGCAUGCAGAACGCAGUGCGCAGUGGGAUGGGUCUCCUUGGCAUGCACCCCACAGCCUCCCUUGGCCACCAGCUGCACCAGUCUGCUCUGACCGGCCAGAGGAUGCCUGGCCUGCUGCCUCUGGAUGUUCGACCCAACAUCCUCCAGCCCGGGGCGGCAGCCCGCUUCCCACUCCUCAUGCAGCAGGGGCCCAUCCAGCAGGUUGCUGGCCUGCUCGAGAGUUCCCUCCAGGCUCAAGCCCGUGCCAGGGUCCCCUUCUCUCAGCUGGACCCCUUCAACAGGGUCCCAAACCUCGCCAAUGAAAGUGUGUCCAAGCUAGAAGACGAGUCUUCCUCUGGAGCUGAUGAGGGCAAAGACCAGGACUACCGAUUCCCUCCAAUGGAGAAGCCGAGCACAGGCCUGCUGAGGACCCCUCCACCAGACCAUAGGGAGGCCCUUGGAGGUGGCAGACCUCCCUUGCUCCAGACCCCAGGGGCUCAGCCAGGCAGAAGCAGCCUGGUGGGACGACUGCAGGCUCUCGCAGGCUUCACCCCUGAUAACCGCUGGAACCAGACCAGAGGGGACUUUGAUGAACGAGAUAGCAUGCGAGCAGGCCUCCAGGCCCCAAGCCCUGCAAAAGGCUUCCAGGAGGAGCGGCCCCCAUCUGGACAGAACUUCCCCAAUCGAUUUGAAAGCCGUCCUGGAACAGCAGUGGGAGCAGCAGGGGGAGCCGCAGGUGUUUCAGGCAAUGCUGUAGCUGUUGGGGGGCCGCAGGCCUGGAACCGCAGUAGCAGUAGUAGCAAUAAUAGUAGUAGUGGUGCUGCUGCUGCUGCUGCUGCUACAGCACCUUUUGACAGCGAACAACAUCAAGACCUAGAUGAGCGAAGACGCCCGUGGGACAGGCAGAGAGACAGAGAUGAAAGAGAAAGAGAGAGAGAUUUUGACUUCAGGAGGGAGAUGAACGGCAACCGCCACAGCCGAGAGAGAGACCGGGACCGAGAGAGGGACAGGGACAGGGAGCGAGGCAGAGACCGAGACCGCAACAGAGAGCCUGAGCGCGACAGAGAGCGCGACAAGGAGAGAGAGCGUGAGAGGGAUCGUGGGGGGUGGACGCCUCUCCUCCCUCUGCCCACACCUCUGCUUCCAACUCCAACGCUCAAUCCCAAUCUGACCCUGAACCAAGGCAAACUGCUGGCACCGCUUAAAUUGAACCCCCAGAUUCAGUCACGGUUCCAGUCCCCGCUCCUGCCUCAAGCUCAUGCCAAACCCUCUCUGUUGGGUCUGCCCCCAUCAGAGGUUCAGAUUAAGUCUCCACCUCCUUCCGAGAGCCAAGCAGCUGUGCCAGAGUCAGAAAGCCCAGCUCUGUCUGAGACACCGAAGGCCCACUCCCCACCCCCAGCCCAAUCACCUGACUGCUCACCUGACAACAAAUAUCAGAGCCCAUUAGCUGAGUCUCACAGCCAGGCCAAGUCUUCACCACAACAUGAGACUCCUCCACAAACAGAAUCACCAUCCCUAUCUCCGGCCCAGUCCCCUGAAAAGACCCCUGCUCAGUCCCCGGCUCAGGCUGCCAGCCUGUCCCCGGCCCAAUCCCCAGCACUGUCCCCAGACCAGUCACCCUUCAAAACCACUGCUUCCCCAGAGACCCCAAGCCAAGCUUCGCCGCUGAUUGAGGCCUCUUCCCAGGACUCACCUGUGGCCUUCACACAAGCCGUCAGCCCUCCUGAAGAGACUCCCUCUCUGGAAGAGCAGGAAAGCCCACAGAAAGACAAGGAGGAGGAGGAGUCACAAGAGAGAGCCUCCUCCCCCCAACCCCAGUGGGUCAACGGAGCUGGGAUGGACAAUAGUACAGGGGCCGAAUCUACACCCGAAGCCUUUCCCGAGCCCACCGAAGAACCCUCUCCCGACUCUGCGCUCCCUGAGAGCGAUCCGGAGCGGCUCGCCUCUCCUGAGGACGUAGACAAUGAACAGAGUGAGCCCAUGGAGGAAGCUGCGAGUCAGCCAGUGGUAGACACUGUCACAGACACUGAGGGGACAUAAUCAUCACUCAGUAGGUAAAAGAUCAUUUUGUAAAGUUGUCUCUUCUUCUCUGUACUCAUGUCAGCAAACCACCACACGGGACAUGGCGAAUACUGACUCAUGUCAGUUGCUGUCUUAUAACCAAUAACAAAUGAUUUUAUCUCUCACAAAUACCAGUGUACUUAAAUAGAUGGCUCAUUAGCUGAUUUACCGAUAGACCAUUUUUCUUUGUGUUUUUAUUUCCUUUUUUAAGUUGUAAUGCAACCCCACACGUUUUAAUGAAUCUAAGCUUGGCGAGUUUUAUUGAAUUGCCUACCAAACUGUUUCAAUUGUAUAUGGGGGAAAAUGCGCUUUGACCUUCCUAUGGAAGAAAGUUAAACAUCCUGGCUGAACGGAACAAAUACACACAAUACUUGAAAAAGGCAGUUGCUGGCCCAUUUCCUAUCUCCUCUUCUUUUUUAAAUGCUGCUGCAAAGUUUUCAGUGAAUGCUUUUGUGGUGUCCUACAAUGCUUUCUGUUUCCACACAGAAAAAAAUAGCUUGUAUACAGCGAGACAAGUACAGAGGCUUAUAAUUGGCAAAAAUGAACAUUAUUUAAGAUGAAAACAUGAAAAUGUUGUAACCCCAAAAUAAAUGUCUGUAAUUUGUUUCCAAUUAUACAUUGAACACAUACAGGAAAUAACAUGCCGGGGGGAGAAAAGGAACAGAGGCAUGUUCUCAUGUUGGGUGCAUAUUGUUUUAGUUUGAAAUAAACAUACUUUGUCUGUUUUAAAAGAAAAGAACAUGCUUUAGGACUGUUUUCUGACCCAGGACCAGUGGAAACUCAGACUGCUUUACAGACUCUAACACACUCAGCCAAUUUGACGAUCUCGUAACUCAAGUUGCUGCUAUACCAUCCAUCCAGAGCACUUUGUUGGAUGCAACCGUGGGACUUGUAGUUUUUUUUAGUUUCUGAUGAAUUCUGUUUCCUAAGCUUUUGCUGGGUGACUGUUGAGGAUGGGAUUGUGCCUUUUUUUGAAUGGAUUUGUCGAUCAUGAUGCUACCCAACACUACUGUGCGAUGUACCCCAGACUCAGUUUCAGACCGCUCUAUGAACACAAUGCUACCUGCACAGAAUUGACUGGCCUACCGUUUGAAUGGUAGCUGGGGCGCUUUGUACAGCACUCACCUAGAGAACACGUCUCAAAUAUACUCCAUCGUUCUGUGCAUGCAGGCCUGUAGCCAUGUUUUAACCUCCUUGUCUCUCUUUUGUCAUUUCAUACUUGUAGUGCUUUUCUGUUGAGACAUACUACUAGAAAUCCAUAGUCUGCUCUCAAACCAAAUGUCUACUACCGGAGUUGUGAUGUUGAAUAAAAGUUGAAGGUGCAUCGGA
This is a messenger RNA of Gymnodraco acuticeps, 5770 nucleotides long. RefSeq names its product SR-related CTD-associated factor 8 (gene scaf8). Gene Ontology annotation, molecular function: RNA binding. Gene Ontology annotation, cellular component: nucleus. Bases 128 to 4420 code for a protein of 1430 amino acids. The transcript is spliced from 20 exons. Lineage: Eukaryota; Metazoa; Chordata; Actinopteri; Perciformes; Bathydraconidae. The record is from RefSeq and is a predicted model, not a curated record.